CUUUUACAUUCUUUAAAAAAACACUCCUUGAUUUCUUCAGCUGGCGGCUCUCACAAACUCCAAAGGGGAUCAACCAAGAAACGCUCAGCAUAAAACACCCAAACCCAAACCUCCAAAAGCCAUCGCCGCUGGGUCUCCCCUGCACCCUCACCAACCACGCGCCUCGCCUCCUAUGCUCGCCGGCGUCGGCCGCCGCGGCGAUGCCAACCACUACCAGCCCGCUGAAGCGCCCGUCCGCCGGCGGCCGCCUGCGCCGCCUCCUCGCCUCCCUCCGCCCGCCGGCCCGCGCGGGCCCGCUCCCCGUCCAGACCGGCUUCCCGACCUCCCUCGCCGACCUCGUCGUCAAGAACCAUGGCCGCCUCAAGAAGCCCAGACGGCGCCACCGCGCAAUCCCCGCGCCACCACCGGUGGCCGCCUCCGCCGCGGAGCUGGCGCCCCAGCAAAGGCGGGACCUUUCGGCGGCUCAGCAGGACGGGGCGGUGCCGGCACCGCCACCGUCCCGCCCCAAAGGCGCCGGCUUUACCGUCCGGCCGGAGCUCCUCGCGGUGGGUGGGGUCAUGGCGCUCGCACUGCUGGUGAUCUGGAGCAAGCGGCUGGUGGCCGCGGCGACGCUCGCGUCGGUGGCGCUGUUCUGGAUCGAGUCCUUCAGGUCGCCCGCCUCCCGCCGGCGGCCGCGGCCGGAGACGACGGAGGAGGAGCUCGAUUCGCAAGGCCGCGGCCUCGUGUCGCCGAUCCGGGAGGCAGAGUCGCCGGCCGAGACGCCCAGGCCGAGCUGCGCCGCCGCGCCCGACACGGGGAGCGAGUUCUCCUCCCUCUGGGCCGCCGACACCACCGACGAGCUCGCCUGCGACGAUCCGGGCUCCAUCAGCCCCAGCAAGAGGAAGGAGAAGAGGAGGUCGCUGCGGAAGCUCCUCGCCAAGAAGCUGCAGAACGGCAAGAGAGGCAAGGAUGGCAUGGACUCCCGCCACGGCGGCGAGAGCGGGCACCCGGUUGCUGGCGAGGUCAGCGCCCCCGAGCCCGCGGUAGCAGCCGCCCCCGCCGAGGAGACGGUGGCGCCAGCGCCGGAAGCGGUCACCGACGAUGGGCGCCACCGUCGGCAAGGGGGCGGUGCAUUGCCUCUGGCCGCGUUCGUGCCGGUCAUCCUCGCCGGGCUCGUGGCCGGGAAGCUCCCGGCGGUGGCGCUCACCGUGCUCUGCGCCGUGUUCUUCACCUCAGUGGAGAGAGCACCAGAUGUAUCUGUAGCUCAAGCGAGUGGCCAUGGAAGUGAUCCGAGGUAGCAGAAGCGUUCGGUCCGGAGUUCAGAGAUCAGAGCCUCAGAUUCCCCCGAAACCGAGGGAACCUUGCAGAUUUUUCUUUCUUCAUUCAGUUCGUUGUUGGUUGUAAAUUAGCGCCAGAGGAGAGGACACAAGCAAGUGUACACAUGUUCUUGGUUUCCUUUUUUUUUUGUCUGAACAUUUGUAAUUGCAUUCCUUCUUGAAUCCGAAUAAGAAGUGAAAUGACAAGAGAGAGAAAA
This is a messenger RNA of Setaria italica (foxtail millet), 1513 nucleotides long. RefSeq lists its product as uncharacterized. NCBI's taxonomy places the organism in Eukaryota, Viridiplantae, Streptophyta, Magnoliopsida, Poales, Poaceae. The record is from RefSeq and is a predicted model, not a curated record. The coding region runs from base 201 to 1277 and encodes 358 amino acids. The transcript has a single exon.